CCGCCGCCGCCGCCGCCGCCGCCGCCGCCGCCAUCGUGGUGCCGUCUCGUACGAACCCGCCCACCACCACCACCACCACUAUGGAUUCCCGCCAUCAAGAUGACCGGGCCGGCGAGACAACGCCGCUGCUGUCGGACCAGCCGUACCAGAAGCCCGACAACGCCGAGCCGGCAGAGGGCGGCUGGCUGGCCGAGGCCUGGCUGCUGUGCCGGUACUCGCUGCCUCUCAUCGCAACCUACCUGCUCCAGUACUCCUUCACCGUCAUCACCACCUUCGUGGCCGGCCACCUGAGCGCCGACGACCUCGCCGCCGCUAGCAUCGGCCUGACGACCAUGAACAUCCUCGGCCUUGCCAUCUACGAGGGCAUGGCCACCGCCCUCGACACCCUCUGCGCCCAGGCCCACGGUUCCGGCCGCCUCACCGCCGUCGGUCUGCACGUUCAGCGCAUGCUCAUCCUCAUGGCCCUCGCCACCAUCCCCAUCGGCCUCUUCUGGGUCUUCUCGCCUUCCAUCCUCGGCCUGUUUGUCAAGCAGCACCACCUCGCCGUCAAGGCCGGCUCGUUCCUGCGCGUCAGCCUGGUCGGCAUGCCAGGCUACGCGGCCUUCGAGGCCCUGAAGCGCUUCCUGCAGGCCCAGGGCGACUUCAAGAGCGCCAUGGUCGUCCUCAUCGUCUGCGCCCCGCUCAACGCCCUCUUCAGCUGGCUCUUCGCCUUCUAUCUGGGCAUGGGCCUCGAGGGCGCGGCGCUGGGCCAGGCCCUGGCCAACGACCUGCGGGCCGUCUUCCUGCUCGCCUACAUCGUCUUCUGGGGCCGGUGGUCGCACGGCUGCUGGGGCGGCUUCUCGCGCGAGGCGUUUGCCGAGUGGGGGGCCCCGGUGCGGCUCUCGGUUGCCGGCGCGGCGGUCAACAUUGGCGAGUGGGCCGCCUUCGAGAUCCUGACGCUCAGCACCUCGUACCUGAGCACGGAGCACCUUGCCGCGCAGACCAUCCUCACGACCAUCUCGGUCGUCAUGUGGCAUAUACCCUUCUCCAUCUCCGUCGCCGUCAGCACCCGCAUCGGCCACCUCAUCGGGGCGGGCCUCGUGCCAACCGCCCGGCGGGCCGCCGCAGUGUGCGCCGUCGUCUUCGUCGUCGUCGGCGUGCUGGACGCCAUCCUCGUCUUCGUGUUCCGCAACCAGCUCGGCCUUGUCUUCUCCGAGGACGCCGUCGUCCGGCGGCUGACGACGAACUCGAUGCUCGCCGUCGCGGCGUUCCAGCUCAUCGACUCCAUCAUCAGCGGCUGCAACGGCGUGCUGCGCGGGCUCGGCCAGCAGUCGGUGGCGGCGUGCAUCGUCUUCGUCGUCAACUACCUGGCUGCGGUGCCGGUCGCCGUCUGGCUCGAGCUGGGGACGCCGGAAAUGGAGCUCAACGGCGCAUGGAUCGGCCUGGGUAGCGGCAUGGUUGUGAUUGCCAUCAUCGAGUGCAUCUACAUGAAGAUGGUUCGAUGGCAAGACUGCGUUGAGAGAGUCAAAGAAAGGGAAGGGUUGUAAAACGGCUUUUCUUUUGUCCUGCUUUCCUUUUCUUCUCAUAGACCAAAACUAAUUAUAUGUAGUUGUGUUUACCGCUGGCCUGGCCUAUAGCAGUACUCCAUGCGGCGAAGCCCUGAUGGCAAAUGCGUGUGGCUAGAUUGUCUUAAUACAAUGGAAUAUGGAUCAACAUCGAUUGUUCAGCUUCAUCGUCUCUUGGUGCCGAGUCGAAAGAAAGUAGUUGGUGCCGAAGCAUGAGGCAGACAGACACACAGUCACGGCUUUCCCGGGAUUGUCUCUGAUGUUGAGUUG
This is a messenger RNA of Colletotrichum navitas, 1814 nucleotides long. RefSeq names its product MATE efflux family protein. Gene Ontology annotation, biological process: xenobiotic detoxification by transmembrane export across the plasma membrane. NCBI's taxonomy places the organism in Eukaryota, Fungi, Ascomycota, Sordariomycetes, Glomerellales, Glomerellaceae. The coding region runs from base 81 to 1526 and encodes 481 amino acids. Gene Ontology annotation, molecular function: xenobiotic transmembrane transporter activity; antiporter activity. The transcript has 2 exons. The record is from RefSeq and is a predicted model, not a curated record. Gene Ontology annotation, cellular component: membrane.